UCCGAGCCAACGUUCAUAAGGACCUGUGAAGAUGGAUUUUUCAAAGGUUGCUCCUCCGAUCUUUGAUGGAGAAGACUAUGAUCUUUGGGCGGUGAGAAUGGAGGCAUUCUUAGAUGCUCUAGAUCUAUCGGAAACUGUGGAGGAUGAUUACGAUGUUUCUUCGUUACCAAAAGAUCCCAUAGUAGAACAGAUGAAAACUCAUAAAGAAAGAAAAAUCAAGAGGGCAAAGGCAAAGACUUGUUUGUUUGCAAGUGUCUCACAAACCGUCUUUAUUAAAAUCAUGACUCUCAAAACACCAAAAGAAAUUUGGGAUUACCUAAAAGAAGAAUAUAAAGGAGAUGAAAGGAUUCGAAGCAUGCAAGUUAUGAAUUUAUUGAGAGAGUUCGAGUUGCAAAGAAUGAAGGAGGAUGAAACAAUCAAGACAUACGCUGAUAAAUUAUUGGGUAUUGCUAAUAAGGUACGAUUACUAGGCACUCAAUUUUCUGAUUCCAGAAUUGUGGAAAAACUCCUUGUAACGGUACCUGAAAGAUAUGAAGCCUCUAUAGCCGCCUUGGAGAACACAAAAGAUUUGAGUAAAAUCACUCUGCCAGAAGUGUUACAUGCAUUGCAGGCACAAGAACAAAGAAGACUUAUGAGGGAAGAAAGAACUAUAGAUGGUAUAUGUCUAGCAAAAGGUUUUGGAAAGAAAUACCAACACAAACCAUGUCCUCAUUGCAAAAAGGAUAAUCACUCACCAAAGAAUUGUUGGUGGAGGCCUGAUGCAAAAUGUGAAAAAUGUGGUAAAUUAGGUCAUAUGAUGAAGGUAUGCACAUCACAACAACAACAAGGAGAUGUUAACAUUGCUCAUGAACAAUAUGAAGAAGACCAUGAACUACUACUUGCAAUCUCAGGUUUUACAACCAACAAACCGUCAAAAGAAUGGCUCAUUGACAGUGGUUGCACAAACCAUAUGACUUAUGAUCGAGAUCUUUUCAAAGAGCUCGAUAAAACUUCUAUUUCCAAAGUCAAAAUUGGGAAUGAAGAACAAAUUGCAGUAGAAGGCAUUGGAACAAUUUCAAUUAAAACUCAUGCAGAUAAUGCGAUUUUUCUGCCAUUGUUGGAUAAAGAAUUGGAUCAAGAAGCCGGAGAAGGAAAAACAAUUGCAGUUACGACGAGGUUUCGCCGGAGAAGAAGAAGAGCAGAGUUUGUUACGGCGGUGAGAAACGGUUACAACUCCAAAACUGCGGUUCUUGGAGCUAGGCCCUAUUGA
This is a messenger RNA of Trifolium pratense (red clover), 1249 nucleotides long. RefSeq lists its product as uncharacterized. The transcript is spliced from 2 exons. Lineage: Eukaryota; Viridiplantae; Streptophyta; Magnoliopsida; Fabales; Fabaceae. Bases 32 to 1249 code for a protein of 405 amino acids. The record is from RefSeq and is a predicted model, not a curated record. Gene Ontology annotation, molecular function: nucleic acid binding; zinc ion binding.